Molecule: messenger RNA, 1071 nt
Organism: Prunus armeniaca (apricot)
Lineage: Eukaryota; Viridiplantae; Streptophyta; Magnoliopsida; Rosales; Rosaceae
Source: the annotation of a GenBank genome assembly
AUGUUGACAGUGAAAACUCCACAGAAAGGAAAGGCCAGAAGGGAGCUAGAGAAACGCGCCCCAAAGAUCGUUGAGACCGGGAAGAAGACGCUGAUACUUCACGGCAGAAAGACGAGCAAUGUGGUGAAUUCGGUAUUGUCUGACCUUUAUCAUUUGAAGAAGGACAGUGCUGUGAAAUUCAGCCGCAGAAAUGAGGAUAUUAGCCCUUUUGAAAGUGGCGGUGAAACUUCCCUCGAGUUCUUUUCUCAAAAAACCGAUUGCAGCAUUUUCGUUUUUGGUUCUCACUCAAAGAAACGGCCUGACAAUCUUGUAAUAGGGAGAACUUAUGAUCACCAUAUAUAUGAUCUUGUGGAGGUUGGGGUUGAAAAUUAUAAACGGAUGGAAUCAUUUACAUAUGACAAGAAACUAGCACCACGUGUGGGGUCGAAACCUUUCAUUUGCUUUAUAGGAGAAGGAUUUGAGAAUGCAGGAGAGCUGAAACAUUUGAAGGAAGUUUUGCUUGAUCUGUUGCGAGGAGAGGUUGUAGAGAAAUUAAAUCUUGCUGGUUUAGAUCGUGUAUAUGUAUGUACAGCUAUAUCUUCAAACAAAGUGGUCCUUACUCUUUGUGCGCUGCGACUGAAAAAGUCUGGUACAGUAGUUCCAAGAAUGGAACUUGUUGAAGUUGGCCCCUCCAUGGAUUUAGUAGUUCGUCGGCAUCGUCUUCCUAAUGAAAGCCUAAGGAAAGAAGCAAUGAGAGAAGCCAGAAAUCAGCCUAGGAAGGACAAAAAUAUUAAACAGGACACACUGCGCGGCAAGGUUGGGAAAAUCAACAUCCCGAACCAAAAGAUUGGAGACACGGUGUAUUAUCACACAAAGGUUGGAGACACAUUUGUGCCUAGCAAAACCAAGGGAGUUAAAAGGGAGCGCCGUGAGGCUAGAAUGAAACACGAGAGUAAUGAGCGUGCACCAAAGGUUCAAGACAUGCUUGUGCCUAAGAAAUCAAAAAAAGCUAAAAGGGAACCCCGUGAAGCUGGAACGAGUGAGGAGCGUAAUGAGCAUGCAUCGAAAAGGCAGAAGGAGGGUGCUGAGUAA